AGAAACUGAGGUCCAAGAGAAGUUGAGUCCAUUGCCCCAGUGUACCUCCGGGAGCGGCCUGAGGAGGCAAGGCUGGGAAUGCCGGUCAGCUUGGAGGAGCAAAUACUCAACUCCACGUUCGAAGCUUGUGACCCUCAGAGGACAGGUGGUGGGGGCACGAGGGGUGCUGGGGACCAGUGCGGGCAGGAUGGGGUGGAGGCUGGGAACUGGGGAGCCUCAGAGAGAAGACUGGGCUAAGGCCCCCUCUUAGGGGUAUUGUAAGAACAAAGUGGGUGAUUAUGGGAAGCUUCAGGAAGAAGAAAGUGGAUAAUGGGGUGAAGGCCUUUUAGAAUGAGGAAAACUUGGGGGACAUCGAUGGAAGAGGGCAGAGUUUUGGGGUCGUGGGAUAGGGGAGGGAGGCAGCCACCAUGGUGGCGUGGGGCAUGGCUGGUGCUGUCCCUAUGUCCAUCCCCUUUGGUUUACCCUGUGAUGGGGGGAUGACUGGGCCCCAUUUCCAGGUGAAAAAGUGGACUCAGAGGAGGGGAAAGGGCUUGCCCAGUGUGUCUCCACUGGGCCAUGGAGCAGGAGUGCCACCAGCCUAGCCAGUGACAUCCUGGUCCGAAGCUGCUGCCAGUCCAUACCCACCACUCCCCACCUGCCCCAGACCCCCUCACUGCAUGCUCUGUCACAGGCACUGUGGCUGUGGCCCAGGUGCUGGCCUACCUGGAGGCUGUGACAGGCCAGGGCCCCCAGGAUGCACGCCUCCAAACACUGGCCAACAGCCUGGACCCCAAUGGGGAGGGCCCUAAGGCCACUGUGGACUUGGACACUUUCCUGGUUGUCAUGCGUGACUGGAUUGCUGCCUGUCAGCUACAUGGGGGAUUAGAGCUGGAAGAGGAGACCGCCUUCCAGAGAGCCCUGACCUCCCAGCAACUGCCAUCUGGAUGCCCAGAAGCUGAGGAGCCAGCCAACCUGGAGAGCUUCGGAGGCGAAGACCCCAGACCCGAGCUACAAGCCACAGCUGACCUGCUGAGCAGCCUGGAGGACCUGGAGCUCAGCAACCGACGUCUGGUUGGGGAGAAUGCCAAACUGCAGCGGAGCAUGGAGACAGCUGAGGAGGGGUCAGCACGCCUUGGGGAGGAGAUCUUGGCUCUGCGUAAGCAGCUUCACAGCACCCAGCAGGCCCUGCAGUUUGCCAAGGCCAUGGAUGAGGAGCUGGAGGACCUGAAGACUCUGGCCAGGAGCCUGGAGGAACAGAAUCGCAGCCUUCUGGCCCAAGCCCGGCAGGCGGAAAAGGAGCAGCAGCAUCUGGUGGCUGAGAUGGAGACUCUGCAGGAGGAGAACGGGAAGCUGCUUGCUGAGCGGGAUGGAGUGAAGAAGAGAAGUCAGGAGCUGGCCAUGGAGAAGGACACUUUGAAGCGGCAGCUCUUUGAGUGUGAACACCUCAUUUGCCAACGAGACACCAUCCUCUCUGAGCGCACUCGCCAUGUGGAGAGCCUGGCCCAGACCCUGGAAGAAUACAGAGUGACAACGCAGGAACUGAGGCUGGAGAUUUCACGCCUGGAGGAGCAGCUGAGUCAGACCUAUGAGGGGCCCGAUGAGCUACCUGAAGGGGCCCAGCUGAGAAGAGUGGGCUGGACCCAGCUGCUACCCCCAUCGCUGGGCUUGGAGAUCGAGGCCAUUCGACAGAAACAGGAAGUGGCAACUGCUGAUCUCUCCAACCCUCUGUGUGGGGUGUGGCAGUGGGAGGAAGUCAUCCAUGAGACCAGUGAGGAAACUGAGUUUCCAUCUGAAGUCCCAGCUGGGGGACAGAGAAACUUCCAGGGAGAGCCAGCGCACCCUGAAGAAGGAAGGAAGGAGCCAUCCAUGUGGUUGACCAGAAGAGAGGAAGAGGAGGAUGCAGAGAGCCAGGUCACGGCUGAUCUCCCUAUCCCUCUAGGAGACCCUCGCCCUGGAGACAUCCCAGAAAACCCUCCAGAGAGCAGACCUGCGCGGCGGGAACUCCAGCAAGCCCUGGUGCCUGUGAUGAAAGAGCUGGUCCCAGUCAGGAGGAGGGCCUGGGGCCAGCUCUGCCUGCCCCCACAGCGGCUCAGAGUCACUCGACAUCCACUGAUCCCAGCUCCUGUCCUGGGCCUGCUGCUGCUGCUGCUGCUCUCUGUCCUGCUGCUUGGCCUGGCCCCACCUCCCACCUGGCCCCACCUCCAGCUCUGCUACCUCCAGCCCCCUCCAGUGUGAGAGGCACUACUUGCCCCUCAGAGCAGUGUCUAGCUCAAUAAAUCCCCUGGCCCUCUCUCCACUGGGAUCUCCAUUGUUAGUCCACUGUUGCGCAGGCUUGCCCUAGAUAGAGUACAGGGGAUCCACAUCCCUGUAUUUUUAUGUGAAGUCUCCUAGUUUUUUAAUGUUGACAUUUCUUAACAAUAGCGGAACUCCCCCAGUAAUGGAUUAAGCACUAAGGAUUAUUCCCUCACAAAACAAGCCUGGCGAGGGCAGCUGUGGGCACACAGCUAAGUCUCGGUUGCCUUGGGGUCAGGGCCUCAGUGAUUCUCCUGUCCCCUCCCUCACGCUCAGGAGUUGGCAGUUGUAGCUUCCUACAUCACAUCUGCGGGAGACGGAAAUUUCUUCCUUCCUUUUUAUAAAGAGAGGCAGUAGCCUCAGUGUGCAGUGGGUAGAUUCAAAUCAUAUUCAUAAUAAAAGAGAAGCAGUUGCCUGCCCAGA
This is a messenger RNA of Gorilla gorilla gorilla (western lowland gorilla), 2694 nucleotides long. It is a transcript of the gene KASH5, whose product is annotated as KASH domain containing 5. Gene Ontology annotation, molecular function: dynein complex binding. Gene Ontology annotation, biological process: chromosome localization to nuclear envelope involved in homologous chromosome segregation; spindle localization; actin filament organization. Lineage: Eukaryota; Metazoa; Chordata; Mammalia; Primates; Hominidae. The record is from RefSeq and is a predicted model, not a curated record. Gene Ontology annotation, cellular component: meiotic nuclear membrane microtubule tethering complex; lateral element; nuclear outer membrane. Bases 823 to 2214 code for a protein of 463 amino acids. The transcript is spliced from 18 exons.